This is a messenger RNA of Colletotrichum karsti, 4575 nucleotides long. RefSeq lists its product as uncharacterized. The record is from RefSeq and is a predicted model, not a curated record. The coding region runs from base 1 to 4575 and encodes 1524 amino acids. Gene Ontology annotation, biological process: carbohydrate metabolic process; intracellular potassium ion homeostasis; intracellular sodium ion homeostasis. NCBI's taxonomy places the organism in Eukaryota, Fungi, Ascomycota, Sordariomycetes, Glomerellales, Glomerellaceae. Gene Ontology annotation, cellular component: membrane. Gene Ontology annotation, molecular function: P-type sodium:potassium-exchanging transporter activity; ATP hydrolysis activity; ATP binding. The transcript has 5 exons.
AUGUUGACCAAGGUUUCCACCAUUCUGGCCCUAGCGGCCGCCGUCCGCGCGCAGCAGGUCUGCACUCUCAACGCAGAGACCAAGCCGGCCAUCACCUGGUCUACCUGCGCCGCCGGUGGUGCUUGCACCAAGAACAACGGCGCCAUCACCGUCGAUGCCAACUGGCGCUGGACUCAUCAGACCAGCGGCAGCACAAACUGCUACACCGGCAACAAGUGGGACACUUCCAUCUGCAGCACCGGCGAGGACUGUGCGUCCAAGUGCUGUCUCGAUGGUGCCGACUACUCCGGCACGUACGGUGCUACCGCCACCGGUGAUUCCCUCAACCUCAAGUUCGUCCAGCAGGGACCCUACAGCAAGAACAUCGGCUCUCGCAUGUACCUCAUGGACAGUGCUGGCGAGAAGUACGAGAUGUUCAAGCUUCUUGGCCAGGAGUUCACCUUUGAUGUCGAUAUCUCCAACCUUGGUUGCGGCUUGAACGGUGCUCUCUACUUCGUCUCCAUGGAUGCCGACGGUGGUGUUGCCAAGUUCCCCACCAACAAGGCCGGCGCCAAGUACGGCACCGGAUACUGCGACAGCCAGUGCCCUCGUGAUCUGAAGUUCAUCGACGGCAAGGCCAACGUCGAGGGCUGGACUCCGUCCUCCAACGACGCCAACGCCGGCGUCGGUAACAUGGGAUCUUGCUGCUCGGAGAUGGACAUCUGGGAGGCCAACUCCGUCUCUACCGCCUACACCCCGCACCCCUGCGAGACCAUCGGCCAGAAGAGCUGCAGUGGUGACGCCUGCGGCGGCACCUACAGCAAGACCCGCUACGCCGGCCAGUGCGACCCCGACGGCUGCGACUUCAACAGCUACCGCAUGGGCAACACGACCUUCUACGGCAAGGGCUCUCAGUUCGCCAUCGACACCUCCAAGAAGAUCACCGUCGUCACCCAGUUCGUCGAGUCCGGCGGUGCCCUGUCCGACAUCAAGCGCUUCUACGUCCAGGACGGCAAGGUCUUCGCCAACUCCAAGUCUGACGUUGCUUCCGUCGACGGUAACUCCAUCACCAAGGACUUCUGCAGCGCCCAGAAGAAGGCUUUCGGCGAUGACGAUGUCUUCACCCAGAAGGGAGGCCUUCCUCAGAUGGGCAAGGCUCUUGCUGACGGCAUGGUCCUGGUCAUGUCCGUCUGGGAUGACCACAACUCCAACAUGCUCUGGCUGGAUUCUUCUUACCCCACCGACAAGACCGGCGCUGGCGUUGCCCGUGGAACUUGCGGAAAGGACUCCGGUGUCCCUGCCGACGUUGAGUCCCAGGCUCCCAACUCCAACGUCAUCUUCUCCAACAUCAAGGUUGGCCCCAUUGGCUCGACCUUCAACUCCGCUGGCACUGCUACCCAGCUCAGUCUGCUCAUAUCUCUUUUCAGAGAGAAGAAGCAGCUGGCCGUCACAAUCGCGGUCGAGAGUUCUGUCUCCAGACGCCGACGCCAGAAUGGCUCCGACAACUUGGGAAUCCAGAUUGGCUACCGAACUCUGUCAAUUCACGUCUCGGAAUCUCAGCAUGCGGCUGCGAACGCCGAGACUGAUCUCAAGGCGGUCAAGGACGGCGACGACGAGUAUUUCGCUGAACUCAACUUUCACACCUCGCCUGGAUCCCAAGUCUGCCAACAGUUCGACGUUUCAGAGGACCAAGGUCUUUCUGAAGCUGAAGCGGCUUCUCGUCUUCAGAAGAAUGGACGCAACACCCUCCCCGAGCCGAAGACGAAUUACCUCAAGAAGCUGUUCUUCUACGUCUUCGGCGGCUUCUGCUCCGUGCUCUGGGUCGGAGCCAUCAUAUUCUUCAUCUGCUGGCGGCCCCUGAGCGAUCCUCCUUCGGCGCAAAAUCUCGCCAUGGCUGUCCUGAUCUUGAUCGUCAUCUUUCUCCAAGCCGGGUUUUCUGCUUUCCAGGACUGGUCCACCCAGAAGACGAUGAAGUCCAUCACCAACCUCCUUCCAUCAGAGACUCUCGUGCUACGUGCAGGCUCCGUCAAACGACUCUCCGCAUCCGAGCUCGUCGACGGCGACAUCGUUCAUCUGCGCACUGGAAGCAAGGUCCCGGCAGAUCUCCGACUCCUCUCCCACUCCGGCGACAUCCGCUUCGACCGCGGCGUCCUCACCGGCGAAUCCGAUGAAGUCGAAGGCGCCCUCGACUCGACCGAUCCCAACUUCCUCGAGAGCCGGAAUAUUGCCUUGAUGGGUACAACAGUGGUCAACGGUCAUGGUGUUGGCAUCGUCGUACUGACGGGUGCUCGAUCUGUCAUGGGCAGAGUUGCACGCGCUACUACCGACGUUGGCGAGAAGGUCACACUAAUCCAGAGAGAAAUCUGGCGAUUCGUUCGCAUCAUCGUCGUCCUCACAGUCUUCUUGGCGCUUCUGAUCUUCGUUGCGUGGAUUGCGUGGCUCAAGAGAGAUCAUCCAUCUUACAUGAACGUGGUGCAGAUGCUGAACAAUGUCAUGGGAUGCGUGGUUGCCUUCAUCCCGGAGGGCAUGCCGGUGGCGGUUGCUCUGACGCUGAUGAUGGUUGCUCGACGCAUGAAGGCAGUUAACAUUCUUCCAAAGGGUCUGUCCACAGUCGAGACUCUUGGCUGUGUCAACGUUAUCUGCUCUGACAAGACGGGUACGUUGACGCAGAACCAGAUGACAGUGCACUCUAUUGCGUUCGUCGACAAGUUGCUCGACUCGCCAGAGAGCGCGUAUCAGGCUCUUGAAGCUGAGAAGCCCGACACAAUCUUCACCAUGCUACAGAAGGCUGCGAUUCUUUGCAACGACGCUUCUUUUGAGACAAGCUCCAUGCACCUUCCUCCCCACGAAAGAACAGCCGAGGGCAAUGCUACUGAUGUGGCCAUUCUCAAGUUUGCUGCUGCAGGCCGAGGAGGUGACGAUCUUGUAGCGGCAUCUCCAAGAGUUUUCUCCAUCCCAUUCAACUCCAAGAACAAGUGGAUGCUUUCCAUGUGUCGCGAAGAUGGGUCACCUGAGAAAGGGAACAGGUUCCAAAUGUUCAUCAAGGGGGCUCCCGAUAUCCUCCUGCCCGCUUGCACCAGCUAUUGGUCGGAGAAAACCAAGUCAGUCCAGCCUCUGGACCCUGCCGGACAGCAGUCAUUCAAGGAAAUCCAAGACAAGCUGUCUAGGAAUGCCGAACGCGUCGUCGUCAUUUGCGAGAAACUCAUGGAAACCACGGAGUCUCUCGGAACCAACGCCUUCAGCGAUGAAGUAGCCACGAAAACUUUGGAAGACCUGACCGUCGUCGGAAUCCUCGGCAUUAUCGAUCCUCCCCGACCAGAAGCGGCUUCGACCGUGGCUGACUGCCGUCGCGCCGGCGCCAGGUUCUUCAUGGUGACCGGCGACUACGGGGUCACAGCCGCCGCCAUAGCCCACAACAUUGGUAUCUUCACGACUUCGGAACCCGACACCUUCGACACCAUCCGCCGGGGCAUGACACCGUCCGCUCAGGAGCUUCGCAGUGAGCGGAUCUGUGGCAACGGUCGCAGCCUUCUUCUUGAAGGCACUUCUGUCGCUCGACUCAUGGCUCAAGACUGGGACAUUGUGUGCGAGUAUGAUGAGAUUGUCUUUUCACGCACGACUCCGGAGCAGAAGCUUCGUAUCGUCAACGAGUUUCAAAGCCGCGACAAUGUUGUCGCUGUUACUGGCGAUGGCGUGAACGAUGCGCCGGCCCUUCGUGCUGCCGACGUGGGUGUAGCCGUCGUCACUGGCAGUGACGUCGCCAUCGAGGCAGCCGACCUGGUCUUGUUGGACCAGUUCGACUCGAUUGUGGAGGCCAUUCGUCUUGGGCGUCUUGUUUUUCAGAACCUCCAAAAGGUCAUUGCUUACCUUCUACCCGCCGGUAGUUGGUCCGAGAUCUGGCCUGUCAUCGUCAAUGUCUUCUUCGGCGUACCUCUGCCUCUGAGCGUCUUUCUCAUGAUCAUCAUUUGCGUCUUCACCGAUCUCUUUCUUUCGCUAUCUCUGAUCAUGGAAAAGCAAGAGUUCGAUCUCCUGUCACUUCCCCCACGCAACGCAAAACGUGAUCACCUCAUCAACCUGAAGAUCUACGCCCAAGCCUACCUUUUCACGGGCUUCAUGGAGACCAUCUGCGCCCAUUCCAUGUUCUUCCUGUACAUGUGGAAGUAUGCUGGCUUCCCGAUUCAAGAGCUGUUCUUUCUUUUCGAGGGUUACGGUGAGGGAUACCACGGCUAUACGCUCGACGAGCUCACAAAGUUCAACGCUACGGGCCAAUGCGUCUACUUCGUGACUUUGCUGUUCCUCCAAUGGGGAAAUAUUCUUGCCGUCCGCAACCGAAGGCUAAGCAUCGUCCAGGCUGAUCCGAUCACCAAGAAGAGACGGAACCCGUGGUUAAUUGCGAGCGCGAUCAUCAGUCUCGCAAUUGCCAUUUUCGUCACCGAGGUUUCUGGGAUUCAAAAUCUGUUUGGGACUGCCUCGGUUCCCAUUGAGUUCUGGCUGAUUCCCGUUCCAUUGGCAUUGGGUAUCUUAUUCAUGGACGAGAUCAGGAAGUUACUCGUCAGAUUAUUCCCCCAAGGUCUGAUUGCAAGGGUGGCAUGGUGA